AUGACACUGCCUCAUUAUGAUGAUGAACUGAACCAAGAAAAUGGUCCGAACCGUAUCCUGGUACCCUUCGUAGCUUGUGGAGAUCUGUCUGGAUUUGACAGCGAUGGAUUUUAUCCCUUGAAAGGGCCAGACAUUCCUGUUGGACCUUUAGGGACAGAAUACGUUUUCCGUGAUGUCGUUCAGCCACCAACCGAACCAGCUUAUAAGAAAGCGGUUGAACUGAAGAAGAAGAAUCAGCUAGUCAAACCGACGAGCAGUAUACGCAGCAUCGUAAAAAGUUUUGAGAAAAUCAAUCCGUAUACAAAGGAUGAAAACGCUGGCAACAUUGGUUACGACGAUGAUUUGGUGGAAUCGCUAGCAGAUUUCCUGCAAAUCAAUGAUUCUUGA
Messenger RNA from Cylicostephanus goldi, 387 nucleotides. NCBI's taxonomy places the organism in Eukaryota, Metazoa, Nematoda, Chromadorea, Rhabditida, Strongylidae. The record is from the annotation of a GenBank genome assembly.